Molecule: messenger RNA, 20232 nt
Organism: Oenanthe melanoleuca
Lineage: Eukaryota; Metazoa; Chordata; Aves; Passeriformes; Muscicapidae
Gene: ZFHX3
Product: zinc finger homeobox 3
Exons: 10
Coding region: 5775-16709 (3644 amino acids)
Biological process (GO): regulation of transcription by RNA polymerase II; brain development; regulation of neuron differentiation
Cellular component (GO): nucleus
Molecular function (GO): DNA-binding transcription factor activity, RNA polymerase II-specific; RNA polymerase II cis-regulatory region sequence-specific DNA binding; zinc ion binding
Source: RefSeq, a predicted model, not a curated record
AUUUAUUGUGGGAUUUUUCAUUUAAAAUAGUUUUCUAGGGAAAUUACUGUGACAGUGAUUUAAUUGUUUAAUUAAAAUCUGACAUUGAUGACAACAUAAAUACAAUAGGCACGAGGUGAUACAGGCAUUAAAUAAGUGCAAUUGUGGAAUACAUCCAUAGAGUACUCUGAGCACAUGGAGCCGCUCACAAAGAAAUGAUGUUCAAUAUUUAUCAGGUUAGUGACUCCUAAUUAAAUGCCAAGACUUUUUUCUUCAUUUCUCUCAAAAAGCCAAGAAACAUAUAGAUGUAUUCCAAGUGUUUAUUUCCAUGGCAAACACAUCCACUUGUGUUAUGGCCUGCAAAACAAGCAAAUGCCCGUUACAAACCUGCUGUCUGACUGAGGGCUGUUUACUCAGCCUGACUGCAGCAGCCCUGCCAGCUUUGGGGACAGCUGGAAUAGCCCACAGAGGUCCUGUCACUCCCACUGCCCAGAGCACAAUGUCUUUUGAUAAUCAGGUAAAAACCCCAGAAAUACAUGGGAGACAAAAGAAUAAAUGUUCCUUUGAACAUGCCCCCCAGCCCAAAGCUCCCCAAAUCCUACAGCAUUUCUUCUGGAGCAGCAGUCUGAACCCUGCAGCAUCCCCACGUCUCAGGAAUAAGGGGAGCAGCCCCCCCGGCAGCUGAGGCAAACAUGACUCCAGAAGAAAUCCCUGCUGUCUGCCUGAAAUUGCUCAGCAGUGUGGCUCUCCAGCCGUGCUGCAUUUCUGCAUCCCAACAAUGACUGUGCUGCUGCUGGAAUAUCCCUUCCAUGCUUCUUGCUGGGCGUCUCUAAAUGGUAUCAACUGACUUGUGCGGCUCAGCGAGCCCCGUGCAAUCCCUCGCUGCCCUUUCCCCUCGCAAAGCCACAACAAACACAUCAGCUCCAGCUCCAUUCCCCUCAGCCUUCCCCCUUUCCUGCCCAACUCCACACAAGCAAACUUUCCAAAGGAAGGGCGAGCUUACCUGGCCAGGGCUUUGGGCAUGGAGUCAUACAAACUGAUCAAGGCAGACAUCCUAACUCCAGCCCAGGGAUUUGAUUGCAAAUUUCCAUUGCAAAGGAGCAGAGGGAACUGGAAAUCUGACAAAUGCCUUCAAAUUGACCUGUGUUUCCACAAUGCACGCAGUGUUUAAAAUGAAUGGCAGACUUUAUCAUUUGGAGCUCCUUCAAGGACUCUGGCCUUCCAUGCUUUGUUCUGAUUCUUCAGACACAUUUCCAAGAAGCACACAGCUAUGGAAUUGGAUGAUAUUACGGAGACUUUUUCUGAGCUGGAUCUCCCCACUCCCAACAAUAAUUUUUAAAGCCUGGAUUUUAAAAGAUAGCCUGGAACUCUUUUUUAGCUCUCCCCAUACCUCAGCCCCUUGUGCCCCGUCAGCCUCUGGCACGGCAGAGCCUUGGCCCAGUCCCCCCGUGCUGGGCGGCGAGCAGCGGGAUUUGCUCGAGGAUCCCGAAAAAUUGUGCCGAGCCCAGACCUGUCACCACAGCCCUGUGCAAAUCCAGCCCACCCCUGCCUGCUGAGCCCUUGCUGAGCCCCUGGCAGGCAGGUCAUGUCUCCGGGGAAGGACCUGAUCUCCCUGCAGAACCCGGGAACCGAAGCUGCUCACCCCCGCUUUGCACAUUAGAGAUAACACCCGUCCCUGCUGAGAGUCCUGUCCAGAAAGCCAUAUUCACUGCCUUGGAAAAACAUUUUGCUUCAAAGUUGUUCCUCUUAAUUUGUAGACAUUUCUACAAAUAAUAACUUCCCUUUAAAGCACCACUAUUCGUUCCAUCUGUUCAAAAUAACAUAGAAAUGAAAUGAUUCAAAUCUUUGCGCAAAUACAUCAGAUAUGCCAUGAGACAAAAAAAUGGGUUAAUCUAAUAAUUCAGCUGUGUCUUUAGCAAGUUUCCUAUGGGAAAAAUCAGUCUUAUUUUCCCUGCAGAUCUGAUACUAAGAGCUUCUUUCUGCUAAGCACAUUAAAAGCUAUUUGAACCCAAAAUCCCAUCUAUGCAUAUGCAGAGAUACACAUAUAGAAACAAGAGGCACCCACACAAUUACAGAUGAGGCUGUAUCAAAAUUUCUAAUUAAAGUAAGGGAAGCUCUUUUUUAUAUUUUAGCAAGCAGAUUGUCUUUUUGCCUAGAACAAAGAAAUCUUAGGGGAAGUAAAUUUUUUAGAGAAGACACACGUGCACAUACACUUAACCAUACCUAACAAUUUCUGUACGAAUUAUCCCUUAAUUCCUUGGCUGCGUUUCGGCGUUUGCGUAGUGGUUUAUCCGCCGGUCCUGCGGCCGUCACUUGUUCCUUCCCUUCUUUUCACACACAGCCUCCCCUCAUCACCUCUUUUUGCAACCUGGAGAACUGGGAGCUCUCUGUGUUUCCCCAGCCUGCAGACAUCUGUGUCCAGGACGAGGGGCAGACCUCUGCCCCGUGCUCGUCUGCUGUUUCCCUUCGCAGCCUGAGCUCCUGCCUUGCCAGGAGGGGAGGGAGAGAUGUCCUAGGACUUGACCCCGGGGCAGAGCGUGCUCGGGCUGGAGCAGCUCCCAGGAGGGUGGGGGGCCGAGGGCGCACGCCCCUCUCCCCGCUUAACCCCUCCGCUGCUCGGGCCGGCCUGUGCCCCGCUCCGUGCCGGGCACCCGGCUGCUCCCGAGCGUGACCGAGAAGAAAAGCCGGAGCAGCGAGGGGCUGUGGCAGCAGGGCUGCGCGCAGCACGGCCGGGGGAGCAGCGGGAUCCGCGAGCAGGGGAUGUUUGGUUUGUGUUAACUACCCAGACAGAUGCACUUCGGCAUGUUUGCCUUUAUGGGAUCCAUAUGUUGUCAUGGGAAAUUAGAGGACAGCGGCGCACGGCUCGAAUUCUCGAUGCGAGCGCGGAGACAACAUCCCCGGCUCAGCCCGCGCCGCUGCCGCCCCUCCGGAGGUGCCUGUUUCUGGAGCAUCCACAGCCACUCCUUCGCUCCCCAACUUCCCCACGCGCUUCCUUUCGCUUUGCUCUGCAAAAAGUGCGGCCACAGGCAGCACCCGCAGCCUGGGCCACCGGAUCCACAGCCUCAGGGGACAAGAGGCACUUUCCUAAGUUAUCCCAAGUGCUAAAGACAAGGGUUACUUUAUUCUCGCCUCAACUUCUUCCUCAACCCACGUUUGGUUCACGUUCAGCAAGAACAACAGCUACAAAUGACAUGCACCUUCCCAGGCAGCGCACCAAGCAGCCCCGAAAAAUUCUGAUUCCCAACAGGGCUCCAUGGUUUGGGGCUUGGUUGGUUUUUGUUUUGGAUUUUUUUUUUCCCUUGAGGUUGUUUUUUUUUUUUAGGGUUCAGGCUUUUUUUUUUUUGUUUGUUUUUGUUUUGGUGGGGUUUUUUGGGUUGGUUGUUUCGCUUUUUUUGAAAGAUUAGAACAUUUACAAUUAUUCUCCCAUAAAACCAGACAGACAUGUAUCAAGCAGGGACUGAGAGAUUUUUAAGGGCAGCUUUUAAACACAAACUAGUCCCCCUCUGGAGUCAAUCCGAGCAUCAGGACUCCCACACAGCACGCCUGGGUCACUGGGCACACCAGGGCUGCAGGUACAACAUCCACAGAACCGUGGCACCUACCGAACCCUGACUCUUAAAACCUGCCACUUUCUCCUCAAUGCAAGACACUUCCAGCAAGGCAUCAACAGUACAGUCAAAUUCCUGAUCACCCGUCCUCUUCCUUCACCCCAUCCCACUUAAAGGGACUUGUCAAAAUUCCAAAUGUCAACCCCCACGUUAAGAAAUAGGGAAAGCUCAAGACAUUUCAUUUUAAUAGGUACUAACAAACAUGCAGUUUAUUACCUUGCAGUAUAAAAUACAUCUACAUUAAGGUUCUCCCAAAUGGAAAAACUGACCGCAACUGCAUUCCUUGUUCAGAGCUAUGAAACAAACCAGGAAGAUAAUUAUUAGAGUUAUUAUGAAAAUUAAAAAAAAAAAAAAUACAAAAGAAAAAAAAAAGGUUAAAAAAAAGGCAAAAAAACAAAGGCAAAAAAAAGAGCUUCUUUAAAUUUUCAAGACAUGAUUUAAUUUAGAUGCAUUUCUGCUAAUAAUAAAGAUAGCCUCUUAUAGAAAGAUGAAAAAAAAAACAUUUUCCUGAAGCCUGGAUAGAGGUUCUUUACUGUUUCACCUCCUCCUAAAAUUCAAAUCCCACGUUCCCAGCGAUCAUGUACAUUUCUCACUAGGGCUGGAACGGGGAGGGACAAGCUCCUGGAAAUAAAAAUUUUAAAUAAUAAUCGGACAUGGACCCAAGCAGAAAGUGAAAAACGUUACCGUUAGGCUGGAGAAAUAUUUAUUUAAUCAAAGCAGAGGUUCUGGUGGGACUGGAGGAAUGUUGCAUCCUCUCCUAAAAAAAAAAAAAAAAAAAAAAAAAAAAAAAAGGAAAAAAAAAAAAAAGAAAAAGAAAAAAGGGGGAAAAAAGAGGAGGGGGUGGGGGGAAGAAAAGAGAAAGCAAGAAAGAAAAAAGGCAGAGGCACAGCCGCCUCCUGGAGUUCCCCAUUGUCCGGGGCUAUAGAGAGCCCCAGAAUGGCAUUAAACUCACAAAAGGCACAUUGUGCGGGGGACAAAAAAAGCCCCUUCUUCUACAAUAACUUUUAGCUUCUUAUUUUUAGAAAAUGACAAAGCUGUUGUCAGCGAUGGCUGGUGAAACCUGUAGCCCGGCUCCCAGCGCGGCCGGCCGCGGCCGCAUUGAUCCGCCGGCCCGCUCGCAGCGGCGGCCGCCAAGUUUGAGCGGGGCCGCGCCGCGGGGAUGCCGCGGGGAUGCCGCGGGCGGCGGCCGCGGGGCCGGCGCGCAAAGUUGCGCUCGCUGCCGGACUCAACUUUCCCGGCGGCUCCCGGGGAAACUUCGGCGGCGGCGGCGGGGGUCGGCCCGCCCCGGCUGUGCCUGUGCCCUGCGCGGGGCGGCGCGGCCCCGCCCGGGGCGCGGGGGCAGGUGGCCCCGCGGAGGUCCCGCGGAGCGGAGCGGUGCGAGCGGAGCCGCCGGCCGGCCCCGCGCCCCCUGCCCUGCCCGGCUCAGCCCGGCUCGGCCCGGCCCGGCACGGCGCUGCGCGGGGCAGCGCGGCGGGGCGCGGAGCGGGGCCGGGCCGGGCCCCCCCGCCGCGGGCUGGGGGCCGGCCGCUUGCCCCAAGUUUCGGUGCGGCGCCGCCGCCGCCGCGCUCCCCCCGCCCGCUCCUGCGCGCUCGCUCCCUCCCCCGCCGCCUGGGCUGAAUCUUAUUGAUCCAGAAGGUGGCUAAUUAGCCCUUCCCGUCGUGCCUGGGUAAUGAGGCACAUGCGCACUGCACUAAUCAGCCAUUUUUUGCAGGAAACUAAUUAGCAGAAUAAAGAUCCAAAGAGUUUUUUUUCUUCCCAAUCAUCAGAUCUGAGUCCGGGCGCUUCCUGCUCCGGCGACCGCCAGCCCCGCCGCCCGCUCCGCGCCCGCCGCCCGCUCCGCUCCGCGCCCGCCGCUCCGCCCCGACCCGCCGCCGCCGCUGCUGCUGCCGCCGCCCGCGGCCCCCUCUCUCCGGGGGGCUGCAAACUCCCCGACAACGAUGCUGCUGCUGGGCAGCGGCGGCGGCGGCGGCGGCUCCCGCUCGGCUCCGGCUGCUGCCCCCGGCUCCCGCUGCUGCUGCCCCGGGCCCCUCCGCGGAGCCCCGCGCUCCUGCCGCCGCAGCCGCCGCAGCCUGCAUGGGAUCUGUAGCCCCCGCGCCGCCGCCCGGGAUUAAAAGCGCCGCCGCCGCCGGAGCAGCGACCGCGUCGGAGCCGUAGCGGGUGCAAUGAGCGCUCCGUGCCGGCCCUGCCAUGGAAGGCUGUGACUCGCCCGUCAUCCCCGGCAAGGACAAUGGCUGCGGCAUCCCCCAGCACCAGCAAUGGACUGAUCUCAGCAGCGCGCACCUCCCCGAGCCGGCCGGCAGCAUGGAGCAGCCGGCGGAGAGCUGCGGCCCCCUGGACGGCCUGAGGGUGCCGGCGGCCGAGCGCGGCGCCGAGGGCGGCGAGCCCGCGGGCCGGGAGCUGAGCUGCGGCCAGUGCGCGGCCUCCUUCGCCGGCCUGCAGAGCUACAUGGAGCACCGCUGCGCCGGCGCCCGCCCGGGCCCACCGCCACCGCCGCGCGGGGACAGCGGCACCGACAGCAGCGAGGACGGCGACGACGAGAGCGACGUGGAGAACCUGGCCGGCGAGAUCGUCUACCAGCCCGACGGCUCGGCCUACAUCGUGGAGAGCCUCAGCCAGCUGGCGCAGGGCGGCGGCGCCGGCGGCAGCGGGGCGCUCCCCUCGCUGCUCCCCAACUCCCUGCCCAAGCAGGGAGAGCCCUCCGCCGCCGCCCCCGUCUACCCGCAGAUCAUCAACACUUUCCACAUAGCCUCAUCCUUCGGGAAGUGGUUUGAGGGCUCAGACCAGGCCUUCCCGAAUACCUCAGCCCUGGCGGGCGUCAGCCCCGUCCUGCACAGCUUCCGCGUCUUCGAUGUGCGACACAAAAGCAACAAGGAUUACCUGAACAGCGACGGUUCUGCCAAAAGCUCCUGCGUAUCCAAAGAUGUUCCCAACAAUGUGGACCUGUCCAAAUUCGAUGGCUUUGUGCUCUACGGGAAGAGGAAGCCCAUCCUGAUGUGUUUCUUGUGCAAGCUCUCCUUUGGGUAUGUCCGCUCGUUCGUGACCCAUGCCGUGCACGACCACCGAAUGACUCUGAGUGAGGAGGAGCGGAAAAUUCUUAGCAAUAAGAACAUCUCCGCUAUCAUCCAAGGGAUAGGCAAAGACAAGGAACCCCUUGUCAGCUUUCUGGAACCAAAAAACAAAACCUUUCAGCACCCUCUCGUUUCCGCAGCUAACCUCAUAGGCCCUGGACACAGUUUUUAUGGUAAAUUCAGUGGCAUUUGCAUGGAAGGUGAGCAGGCCCUCCAGGCCGGGGCGGCCGGCGGAGCCGAGCCACCGGCAGCGGGUGUCCUGGCCCCCAGUGCACUCCUCAACCUGGGUGGGCUGACCAGCUCGGCUCUGAAGACUCCCAUUACCUCAGUCCCCCUGGGCCCGCUGGCUUCCAGUCCCACCAAAUCCUCGGAGGGGAAGGACCCUGGGGUGGCAGGGGGGGAGAAACAAGAGGGGGACGACCAGGACAGCCUCUCGGAAAAGGUGGAGCCGGCCGAGGAGGUAGAAGAGGAGGAGGAGGAGGAUGUGGAAGAGGAGGAGGAGGAAGAGGAGGAGGAGGAAGAGGAAGAAGAUGAGGAUGAUGAGGGUUGCAAAGGACUAUUUCCAAACGAGUUGGAGGAUGAACUGGAGGACCGGCCCCAGGAGGAUGUUGGGGCUGUGGCAGGCAGUGGCAGCAGCAAAAAGGACCUUGCUCUCUCAAACCAAAGCAUUUCUAACUCUCCCUUAAUGCCUAACGUGCUCCAGACCCUGUCACGGGGCACGGCUUCUACUAGUUCUAAUUCUGCUUCUUCCUUUGUCUUUGAUGGUGCAAACAGGAGGAAUCACUUAAGCUUUAACAAUGAGGGCGGCGGCGCCAGUGUGGCCGAGGGCAGCAGGAGGCUGGACUUCAUCGAUGAAAGUGCCAAUAAAGACAAUGCCACAGCACCAGAACCAAAUGAGAGUGCAGAGGGCGAGGACGGGAGCUACAUCUCCCAUCACCAGCACGCUGGCCCCCUCUGCGAGCUGGGGGGAGGCGAGUGCCCCUCGGGCAGCGGCGUGGAGUGCCCCAAGUGCGACACGGUGCUGGGCUCCUCGCGGUCGCUGGGCGGCCACAUGACCAUGAUGCAUUCUCGCAACUCGUGCAAGACACUCAAGUGUCCCAAGUGCAAUUGGCACUACAAGUACCAGCAGACGCUUGAGGCGCACAUGAAGGAGAAGCACCCCGAGCCGGGCGGCUCCUGCGUCUACUGCAAGAGCGGGCAGCCGCACCCGCGGCUGGCGCGCGGCGAGAGCUACACCUGUGGUUACAAACCCUUCCGCUGCGAGGUCUGUAACUACUCCACAACUACCAAAGGCAACCUCAGUAUUCAUAUGCAGUCCGACAAGCAUCUCAACAACAUGCAGAACCUGCAGAACGGAGGGGGAGAGCAAGUCUUCAGCCACACGGCGGGGGCGGCGGCGGCGGCUGCGGCUGCGGCGGCGGCCGCCAACAUCGGCAGCACCUGCGGGGCUCCCUCCCCCACCAAACCAAAAACCAAACCCACGUGGCGCUGCGAGGUGUGCGACUACGAGACCAACGUGGCCAGGAACCUUCGGAUUCACAUGACCAGUGAGAAGCACAUGCACAAUAUGAUGCUGCUUCAGCAGAACAUGUCCCAGAUCCAACACAACCGGCACCUGGGCCUCGGCAGCCUGCCGUCCCCCGCCGAGGCCGAGCUCUACCAGUACUACCUGGCGCAGAACAUGAACCUGCCCAACCUGAAGAUGGACAGCACUUCCUCGGAUGCACAGUUCAUGAUGGGGGGGUUCCAGCUCGAUCCCGCCAGCCCCAUGGCGACCAUGGCUCCGUCUCUAGUGGGUGGCGAGAUCCCGCUGGACAUGCGUCUGGGCGGCGGGCAGCUGGUGUCUGAGGAGCUGAUGAACCUGGGGGAGAGCUUCACGCAGACCAACGACCCGUCCCUGAAGCUCUUCCAGUGCGCCGUGUGCAACAAGUUCACGACAGAUAACUUGGACAUGCUGGGGCUGCACAUGAACGUGGAGCGCAGCCUGCCCGAGGACGAGUGGAAGGCGGUGCUGGGCGACUCGUACCAGUGCAAGCUGUGCCGCUACAACACGCAGCUCAAGGCCAACUUCCAGCUGCACUGCAAGACGGACAAGCACGUGCAGAAGUACCAGCUGGUGGCACACAUCAAGGAGGGGGGCAAGGCCAACGAGUGGAGGCUCAAGUGCGUGGCCAUCGGGAACCCGGUGCAUCUGAAGUGCAACGCGUGCGACUACUACACCAACAGCCUGGAGAAGCUGCGCCUGCACACCGUCAACUCGAGGCACGAGGCCAGCCUCAAGCUCUACAAGCACCUGCAGCACCACGAGAGCGGGCUGGAAGGGGAGAGCUGCUACUACCACUGCGUGCUGUGCACCUACUCCACCAAGGCCAAGCUGAACCUGCUGCAGCACGUGCGCUCCAUGAAGCACCAGCGCAGCGAGAGCCUGCGCAAGCUGCAGCGCCUGCAGAAGGGGCUGCCCGAGGAGGAGGAGGAGCUGGGCCAGAUCUUCACCAUCCGCAAGUGCCCGCCCGCCGAGGCUGAAGAACCCAGUGAAGAUGUGGAAGGGCCCAGUGACACAGCUGGUGAGGCUGAGGAGCCUCCCAAGGAGCCAGAGAGUGCAGGGGACAAGGACCAGAGUAAAUGGACAGCCCCAGCCAGCCAGCCAGAGAAGGAGCUGACAGAGCCCCCAGCAUCCUCUAAGAGGAUAUCGUUUCCCAGCAGCUCUGAGUCACCUCUCUCCUUUAAGUGGUCAAAAACUUCUGAGGAGACCAAAUCAGAGCAGGUGUACCAGUGUCCCUACUGCAAGUACAGCAACACGGACGUGAACCGGCUGCGCGUGCACGCCAUGAGCCAGCACUCGCUGCAGCCCAUGCUGCGCUGCCCCCUCUGCCAGGACAUGCUCAACAACAAGAUCCACCUGCAGCUGCACCUCACCCACCUGCACAGCGUGGCACCCGACUGCGUCGAGAAGCUCAUCCUGACGGUGACAACCCCUGAGGUGAUGAUGCCCAGCAGCAUGUUCCUCCCAGCAGCUGCUCCAGAGAAGGAUGGGAACUCAGGCACAGAGGAGCUGGGGAAACCGUCUGAGGUCUCUGAGGAUGCGGGGAAGAGCCUCGUGCCGCCGGACAGCGCGGAGCACGGUGGGGACGCCAAGCCCGCGGCGGAGCCGGGCCAGGCCCGCGAGGACUCUGCCUUCCUGUGCUGGAAGAAGGGCUGCAGCCAGGUGUUCAAGAGCUCGGCAGCCCUGCAGACACACUUCAACGACGUGCACGCCAAGCGGCCCCAGCUGCCGGUGUCCGACCGCCAUGUCUACAAGUACCGCUGCAACCAGUGCAGCCUGGCCUUCAAAACCAUCGAGAAGCUGCAGCUGCACUCGCAGUACCACGUCAUCCGGGCAGCCACCAUGUGCUGCCUCUGCCAGCGCAGCUUCCGCACCUUCCAGGCGCUGAAGAAGCACCUGGAGACCAGCCACCUGGAGCUGAGCGAGGCCGACAUCCAGCAGCUCUACGGGGGGCUCCUGGUCAACGGGGACCUCCUUGCCAUGGGGGACCCCUCCCUGGCCGAGGACCACACCAUAAUAGUGGAGGAGGACAAGGAAGAGGAGAGCGACCUGGAAGAGAAGCAGAGCCCAACAGGCAGCGAUUCGGGGUCGGUGCAAGAGGACUCUGGCUCAGAACCAAAAAGGGCCUUACCCUUCAGGAAGGGCCCGAACUUCACUAUGGAGAAAUUUCUAGAUCCAUCUCGCCCAUACAAGUGCACGGUCUGCAAGGAGUCCUUCACGCAGAAGAACAUUCUCCUGGUACAUUACAAUUCCGUUUCUCAUCUGCAUAAACUGAAACGAGCCCUCCAAGAGUCUGCUACUGGGCAGCCUGAGCCUACCAGCAGCCCAGACAACAAACCUUUCAAGUGCAACACCUGCAACGUGGCCUACAGCCAGAGCUCCACUCUGGAGAUCCACAUGAGGUCGGUCCUGCACCAGACCAAGGCUCGCGCGGCCAAGCUGGAGGCGGCCAGCGGCAGCAACGGCGCCGGCGGCGGCAGCAGCAGCAGCAGCCUCUCCCUGGGCUCGUCCACGCCGAGCCCCGUCAGUGCCAGCAGCAGCAAUGCUUUUGCAACCACCAGCACGAGCACUUCAGGCACCGCUCCCAUUCCCAGCCUGCUCACCCAGGUCUCCAGUGACAGUGUGGGAAUCCCCCCCUUGGGUAACGCUGUAAGCACUAACAUCUCCUCCCCUGCGGAGCCCAAGGAGGUGAACCGCAAGAAGCUGGCAGACAUGAUUGCAUCCAGGCAGCAGCAGCAGCAGCAGCAGCAGCAGCAGCAGCAGCAGCAGCAGCAGCAGCAACAAGCUCAAACCUUGGCACAGGCACAGGUCCAGGCCCACCUGCAGCAGGAGCUGCAGCAGCAAGCUGCUCUCCUGCAGUCCCAGCUCUUCAACCCAGCACUUUUGCCGCACUUUCCGAUGACCACUGAGACCCUUCUGCAGCUGCAGCAGCAGCAGCAUCUUCUGUUCCCAUUCUACAUCCCCAGUGCUGAGUUCCAGCUCAAUCCAGAAGUCAGCUUGCCUGCCACCAGUGGUGCACUGACACUGACUGGGACGGGUCCAAGUUUGCUGGAGGACCUGAAGGCACAAGUUCAGCUCCCUCAGCAGAGCCAUCCUCAGCUCUUGCAGCAGCAGCAAGGUCAGCUGUCCUUGUCACAACCCCACUCCGUCCUAUUACAGCAGAACCAGCACCCAGAGAAGAAGAAUAAAUCUGUAGUGAAGGAGAAAGAUAAAGAAACCCCACGGGAAAGGGAAAGCUCAGAGAGGGGAGACAACAAUGUGACGCUGAAGGAGUCUCUUCCUGAUAACUUAAAGCCCAAAGAGAAGAAGGACUUUGUGCCAGGCAGCAGUUCAGAGCCUUCCAUACUGCCUCCACGGAUUGCUUCCGACGCCAGGGGCAACGCCACCAAAGCCUUGCUGGAAAACUUCGGCUUUGAACUUGUCAUUCAGUACAAUGAGAACAAGCAGAAGGGGCAGAAGAAAAAUGGGAAGACAGAGCAAGGUGAGAACUUGGAAAAGCUGGAGUGCGAUACGUGCGGCAAGUUCUUCUCCAACAUCCUCAUCCUGAAGAGCCACCAGGAGCACGUUCACCAACAUUACUUUCCGUUCAAGCAGCUGGAGCGGUUUGCCAAGCAGUACAGGGAGCACUACGACAAGCUGUACCCGCUGCGGCCGCAGACCCCCGAGCCGCCGCCGCCGCCGCUGCCCCCCGCCCCUGCCCAGCCGGCAGCCGCUCCCGCCAUCCCCGCCUCCGCGCCGCCCAUCACCUCGCCCACCAUCGCCCCGGCACAGCCGGCCGUGCCGCUCACCCAGCUCUCCAUGCCCAUGGAGCUGCCCAUCUUCUCGCCGCUCAUGAUGCAGACCAUGCCCCUGCAGACGUUACCGGCGCAGCUGCCGCCCCAGCUGGGCCCCGUGGAGCCGCUGCCCGCCGACCUGGCCCAGCUGUACCAGCACCAGCUCAACCCCAGCCUUCUCCAGCAGCAGCAGAACAAGAGGCCGCGCACGCGGAUCACCGACGACCAGCUCAGAGUCCUUCGGCAGUAUUUCGACAUUAACAAUUCCCCGAGUGAGGAGCAGAUCAAAGAGAUGGCAGACAAGUCUGGCUUGCCCCAGAAAGUGAUCAAGCACUGGUUCAGAAACACGCUGUUCAAGGAGCGCCAGCGCAACAAGGACUCUCCGUACAACUUCAGCAACCCCCCCAUUACCAGCCUGGAGGAGCUGAAGAUUGACUCGCGGCCCCCUUCCCCAGAGCCGCAGAAGCAGGAGUACUGGGGCAGCAAGCGCUCUUCUCGGACGCGCUUCACCGACUACCAGCUCAGAGUCCUGCAAGACUUCUUCGAUGCCAAUGCUUACCCAAAGGAUGAUGAAUUUGAGCAGCUUUCUAACUUGCUGAACCUCCCAACACGGGUCAUAGUGGUGUGGUUUCAGAAUGCCCGUCAGAAAGCUCGGAAAAAUUACGAGAAUCAGGGAGAGGGCAAGGACGGGGAGCGACGGGAGCUCACAAAUGACAGGUACAUCAGAACGAGCAACUUGAACUACCAGUGCAAAAAGUGCAGUCUGGUCUUCCAGCGCAUUUUUGAUCUCAUUAAACACCAGAAAAAGCUUUGUUACAAAGAUGAGGAUGAGGAUGGACAGGACGAUAGCCAGAACGAAGACUCUAUGGAUGCAAUAGAGCUCUUGACUCCAACCAGUUCCUCCUGCAGCACACCAAUGCCCUCACAAGCUUACAGCACACCCACAUCUUCAGCCAACGCCACCUCCUCAGCUUUUCUGCAGCUCACGGCAGAGGCAGACGAUUCCUCCACCUUUAGUUCUAAAGUAGAAGCUACAGAUGAGAAACCAAAGCAGUCUGAACCUCCAAGUACACAGCAAAACCAAACCCAAGAGAAGCAAGUGCAACCAAAGCAAGAGCCUCAGCAGCAACAGGACCAAGGAGAACAAAAGACAAGUUCAGCACACCAAAAGAUUUCACAGUUAUCCUCCCCCUCUUCGCUGCAACAGCCACCUCCUCCUCAGCCCCCUCAGUGCUCCUUGUCACAGUCAAGUCCAAGUCCAUCUCAGCUCUCACACCUCUCCCUCAAACCCAUUCACACGUCCACCCCUCAGCAGCUGGCAAACCUACCUCCUCAGCUAAUCCCAUACCAGUGUGACCAGUGUAAACUGGCCUUUCCUUCCUUCGAGCAUUGGCAGGAACAUCAGCAGCUCCAUUUCCUGAGUGCCCAGAACCAGUUUAUCCACCCCCCAUUCCUGGACAGAACACUGGAUAUGCCAUUCAUGCUUUUUGACCCCAGUAACCCGCUGCUGGCGAGCCAGCUGCUGUCUGGAACAUUGCCACAGAUUCCAGCGAGCUCCGCCACCUCGCCGUCCACCCCCACAUCCACCAUGAACACGCUCAAGAGAAAGCUGGAGGAGAAGGCCAGUGCGAGCCCUGGAGAGAACGACAGCGGGACGGGCGGGGAAGAGCCCCAGAGGGAUAAGCGUCUGAGGACAACCAUCACCCCGGAGCAGCUGGAAAUCCUGUACCAGAAAUACCUGCUGGACUCCAACCCCACGCGGAAGAUGCUGGAUCACAUUGCACACGAAGUGGGCCUGAAGAAGCGCGUGGUGCAGGUUUGGUUCCAGAACACGCGUGCACGAGAGAGGAAGGGGCAGUUCAGGGCCGUGGGGCCUGCCCAAGCCCACAGGCGCUGUCCCUUCUGCCGGGCUCUCUUCAAGGCCAAGACAGCUCUGGAAGCUCACAUCAGGUCCCGCCACUGGCACGAGGCCAAGCGCGCUGGGUACAACCUGACGCUGUCUGCCAUGCUCCUGGACUGCGACGGGGGCCUCCAGAUGAAAGGAGACAUCUUCGAUGGAGCCGGCUUUUCCCACAUGCCACCUGCAAGCAGCGACGGGCAGAGCGUUCCCCUGUCCCCCGUGAGCAAGAGCAUGGAGCUGUCACCCAGAACCCUGCUGAGCCCGUCCUCCAUCAAGGUGGAAGGGGUUGAAGACUUUGAGAGUCCCUCCAUGUCCUCAGUCAACCUGAACUUUGACCAGACGAAGCUGGACAACGAUGACUGCUCCUCCGUGAACACGGCCAUCACAGACACCACCACGGGAGACGAGGGGAAUGCCGACAACGACAGCGCCACAGGGAUUGCCACCGAAACCAAAUCGGCGUCGGGGCCCGGCGAAGGGCUGACUAAAGCAGCCAUGAUAGCCAUGUCUGAGUACGAAGAUCGCCUGUCUUCUGGCCUGGUCAGCCCGGCUCCCAGCUUCUACAGCAAAGAGUACGACAACGAAGGUACCGUGGACUACAGCGAAACCUCCAGCCUUGCAGACCCCUGCUCGCCCAGCCCCGGGGCCAGCGGCUCAGCCAGCAAGGCUGGCGACAGCGGGGACCGGCCCGGGCAGAAACGCUUCCGCACUCAGAUGACAAACCUCCAGCUCAAGGUUCUGAAGUCGUGCUUUAAUGACUACAGGACGCCGACCAUGCUGGAGUGUGAGGUCCUGGGCAAUGACAUUGGACUGCCAAAGAGAGUUGUUCAGGUCUGGUUCCAGAAUGCGAGGGCGAAAGAGAAGAAGUCCAAACUCAGCAUGGCCAAGCAUUUUGGUAUAAACCAAACGAGUUACGAGGGUCCCAAAACAGAGUGCACUUUGUGUGGCAUCAAGUACAGCGCUCGGCUGUCUGUACGUGACCAUAUCUUCUCUCAACAGCAUAUCUCCAAAGUUAAAGAAACCAUUGGAAGUCAGUUGGAUAAGGAAAAGGAGUAUUUUGACCCAGCUACUGUCCGUCAGUUGAUGGCUCAGCAGGAGCUGGACCGAAUCAAAAAAGCCAACGAGGUUCUUGGUCUGGCAGCUCAGCAGCAGGGCAUGUUUGACAGCACGCCCCUGCAGGCUCUGAACCUUCCUGCUGCCUACCCAGCGCUACAGGGCAUCCCUCCAGUCCUGCUCCCAGGCCUCAACAGCCCAUCCUUACCUGGCUUCACUCCAUCCAACACAGCUUUAACUUCUCCCAAACCCAACCUGAUGGGCCUGCCCAGCACAAGCGUCCCUUCACCCGGCCUCCCCACCUCCGGAUUACCAAAUAAGCCGCCGCCGGCCGCGCUGAGCUCGCCCAGCCCGGCGCAGGGCGCGGCCCCUCAGCAGCCGCCGGCCCCGCAGCCGCCGCCGCAGCCGCAGCCGCAGGCAGCGCCCGCGCCGCGCAAGGAGAAGGAGAGCGAGAAGGCCAAGGAGAAGGAGAAGGCAGCCAAGGGGAAGGGGGACGCCGCGCCCGGGCCCAAGAAGGAGAAGGGGGAGGCGGCGGCGGGCGGCCUGGCGGCCCCGCUGCCCGCCAUGGAGUACGCGGUGGAGCCCGCGCAGCUGCAGGCGCUGCAGGCCGCCCUCAACUCGGACCCCACCACCCUGCUGACCAGCCAGUUCCUUCCGUACUUCGUCCCCGGCUUUUCCCCCUACUACGCCCCGCAGAUCCCCGGCACCCUGCAGAGCGGGUACCUGCAGCCCAUGUACGGCAUGGAGGGGCUGUUCCCCUACAGCCCUGCCCUGUCCCAGGCGCUGCUGGGGCUGUCUCCUGGCUCCCUGCUGCAGCAGUACCAGCAAUACCAGCAGAGUCUGCAGGAGGCAUUGCAGCAGCAGCAGCGACAGCAGCAGCAGCAGCAGCAGCAGCAGCAGCAGCAGCAGAAACCGCAGCAGCCCAAAGGAAGCCAAACCCCCGUCCCCACGGGGGCUGCCACCCCGGACAAAGACCCUGCCAAAGAACCCCCCAAGCAAGAAGAGCAGAAGAACGCACCCCGCGAGGUGUCCCCCCUCCUGCCCAAACCCCAAGAAGAGCCCGAAGCGGAAGGCAAGGGCGCGGACUCGCUCUGCGACCCUUUCAUCGUCCCAAAGGUGCAGUACAAGCUGGUCUGCCGCAAGUGCCAGGCGUGCUUCGGCGACCAGGAGGCGGCCAGCGACCACCUGAAGUCCCUCUGCUUCUUCGGCCAGUCUGUGGCGAACCUGCAUGAGAUGGUGCUUCACGUGCCCACGGGCAGCGGCCAGGGCAGCGGCUCGUACCAGUGCGUGGCGUGCGACAGCACGGUGUGUGGGGACGAGGCCCUCGGCCAGCAUCUCGAGUCGGCCCCGCACAAACACCGAACAAUCACAAGAGCAGCAAGAAACGCCAAAGAGCACCCCAGUCUAUUACCUCACUCUGCCUGCCCCCCCGACCCCAGCACCGCAUCUACCUCGCAGCCGGCCGCUCACUCAAACGACAGCCCCCCAGCCCCCCGGCCCGCCCCGGCUUCCCCCCACGCCUCCAGACCGCCCUGGCCCCCGGCAGGGCCGCCGCCAACGCCGCCCUUCCCUCCUCUCUCCUCAUCUUCAACGGUUACCUCAAGUUCAUGCAGCACCUCAGGGGUUCAGCCCUCGAUGCCAACAGACGACUAUUCGGAGGAGUCUGACACGGAUCUUAGCCAAAAGUCAGAUGGACCGGCGAGCCCGGCCGAGGGGCCCCAGGACCCCGGCUGCCCUAAGGACAGUGGUCUAGCUAGCAUAGGAAUGGACACCUUCAGAUUGUAAGCUUUGAAGAUGAACAAUGAAAAUGAAUUUAAAUAAUUAAAAAAAAAAAAAAGUUAAUAACAAACCAAUUUCAAAAAUAGACUAACUGCAAUUCCAAAGCUUCUAACCAAAAAAAAAAAAAAAAAGAAAAAAGAAAAAAAGAAAAAGCGUGGGUUGUUUUCCCAUAUAACGAUGCCGGUGGGUUUUACAUUUCUUUUUUCCUUUCCUUUUAAUAAAAUAAAACUUUAAAAAAUAAUAAUAAAAAAAAUAUUAAAAAAAAAAACUCUGUUACAUUUGUCCUCUGGAAGGUACUGUUGGUCUGGGAGACGAAGGCCGUGCUGCCUCCUGGCGCCUGCGGAGCUCGCACCCCUGUACAUUGCCCCGUCUGGUCCCCCUCGAUAGCACAGCAGAGCCCGGCAGCGCUGUAUGGGAAAGCAGCCCACCUGGAGACAGUUUUAAAUUUCUUGCUAUCUUAGCAUUCAGAUACCAAUGGCUUGCUAAAAAGAAAAAAGAAAUGUAAUGUCUUUUUAUUCUCAGGUCAAUCGCUCACACUUUGUUCUGUUUUCAGAAUCAUUGUUUUAUAUAUAUAUAUAUAUAUAUAUAUACAUAUAUAUAUAAUUUCUUUCGUUUGUUUUGGGGGUUUUGUUUUGGUUUGGUUUUGUUCCAGAAAAGGAUUUUUUUUUGUUGUUGGUUUUUUUUUGUUUGUUUUUCAGGGGGGGUUUUGUUAAUUUAAAAUGGGCAGAAAGUAUUCAAGAGAAAAACAAUGUGAACUGCUUUAGCUUUUCGGGGAUUUUAAGGGUAGCUUUUCUGCUGAAGCCAAUUCCAAGGGGAAAAGUAAAGCACUCCCACUUUUCAGAAAAAAAAAAAAAAUCCACACAAAGAGUGUUGAGGACUUGGAGCUUAAAAAAAUAAGUUUUAAAACAACUGACUUUCUGUAUUUAUGAUAGAUAUGACCAUUUUUGGUGUUGAGUAGAUUGUUGCAUUGGAAAUGAACUGAAGCAGUAUGGUAGAUUUAAAAGAAAAAACCCUUUUGUGUACAUUUAGCUUUUGUAUGGUCCAGCUGACGGCUUCUCAUUUGAUGUUGUCUUGUUCAUUCCUAGACAGAUAGAUUGCGAUCCAUCGACUCGCCUGAGCUUUUCUCCCCUUUGUACCUUUAUCCCCGUCCCCAUCCUGUAAUCUUCCACUUAUGGUUGCUACCUUCAUUUCUUAGAGGGUGGUUGCAUAAUUAUUUUAUAAAAACUAAAGAAAGAAGUUCAAAGGGUUUUGGGGGUCAGUAGGAUCCCUUGCAGAAUAUUUUUUGUUGGGGGUUUGAAACUUUUUAAGGCAUAUACAUGCGAUUUACCUAUGUCUGUUACCCUUGUGCACUUAUUUUAUUCUUAUUUUCCGUUUCUCUUUUUUUCUUCUCUUUUUCUUCCCCUCUUCCUUUACUCAUUUUGUAAAUGCUUCAAAGACUCUGUUCCUGACCUCUGAGCAUCGGUUCUGUUUGUGUAAUUAGGCUGCACUCUGUUCCUUCUUUUGGAAAAAAAAAAAAAAAAAAGGUUUUGUUACAUUUUUUUCUCUAAAGAAAAUUCAUGCUUUAAAUAAAAUCCAAAGACAUACCCUUCACCACUGGUGCAGAAUGAGCAAAAAGGAUUCUUUUUACUUGAGAAUUUGUUUCUGAUUUAAACAAACAAGUCUAAGUUUAAAUAAAGAAUAAAAAAACGUACCCAGGUUGUUAUCUGUGCUUCUUCUGCAAGCAGAGAGACAACUCUUAGCGAGCACCCAGUGCACCCCAGGCAGGUUUCUCUUCCCAAGAUCUCUCCGUGGCAGCAGAGGGUGCCAGGCUCAGGGAGCCCCCGGCCCCCAGCCCGCACGCACCUCAGCCGGCCCAGACUCUGAAAGGAAAACUUUAUGCUGCUAAAAUGUAGAUUUUGGAGACGUAGAUGCUUUGCUGUUCCCUUCCAUAACCAAAUGCCAACAGAAACAACCUCUCUCCACCACGUUUCCUCUGCCCAAAAGCACGAGAGCCUUCUGCCCACCAUCGUGAUCCUGCUCCUGCUUGGGAAGGGAGUUGGCAGACUGUGAGCAGGUUCCUCGGCCGCCGCUGCGGGCGAAGCCGCUCCCCAGAGACUGCAGCGCCCGGCACGAGCGCCUCCGGCUCCUAGCGGGACACUUAUAUUUUUAUGGAGUUUUGGUUUUAGUUUGAUGAAAGACUAGAUCCUGAACUGUUGUACAUAUUUCUGACUAGGCUAAUGCACAGUGCAAAUUCCUUUUUUAAUUGUUUUUUAAGUAGUUGAUACUAAAGCGCGAACCACCGGAUGUUCCUCCCGGGACCCAGCUGUAGCAUAAGGUGUCAAAAACAGAACCACGUACCCACGGAGCGUUUGCUGUUUUAACAAACUGUUUUCUUUAACAGAAGUUCUUGUAUUUCUCCCUGUGUUUGAGAUGAACAUUUUUUAAAUUCUAAAGUUGUACAGUUUUUUUUUUUCCAUUAUUUUAUCUUGUUUGUAAUUCUAUGAAAUAUAUAUAUAUAUUUUUUGCCAUUUAACUGUUGUAUGUUACUCUGUCUGUAUCAUAUAGAAAUUUUUUUGUUUUGUUUUGUUUUGGAUUCUCUCUGUGAUGCCAGUUCCUGGUUUAACACAAGCUUUAUCUGUCCGAUUCCGCAAGGUCUCUUUUGGAAAUCCUUUUCUUACGUCUUGUUUUGUUUCGUUUUUUUAAUUAUAUUGCUUGGUCAUAGUGCAAUUUCUCUCUCCUCCUUCCCCCUCCUCCUUCCCACCCACUAAAAGGUUUUAUAAAUUCAUUUCCUCGUAUUUUUUCUAAAUGUUUCUAGAGACUAUUUCAGUGCGAGGUUGCCUCCUCCUCCUCCGGGACCCGCGGCCACCCCCAGCCCACGCGUGGCCUUUCCAGCGAGCGGCAGGGCAGGGCCAGCCUGGGCACCAGGAAAACUCUUCAGACUUAGCAUUAAGCGGGUUUCUGUUUUAUUUUUAAUAAAAAGCUUUUUUAAGUGGUGAAGAUGGCCAAAGUUUGAUACAAUUGAGAAUAAAGAGAAGCAUCAGGGGUGUGCGGGGCCACCUGGGACUGGUGGGGGACGAGGUGGGUGGACACAGCCAGCACGCUCACCAAAAUAUAUUUUGCUUUAAAAAAAAAAAAAAAAGCUUUUAAAUAGAAGCAGAAGUUGGGUUGGUUGGUUGGUUGGUUGGUCGGUUGGUUGGUCAGUCAGUCGGUCGCUUGGUUGUUGGUUGGUCGCUUGGUUGGCGCUGAUACUGCCCACUGUGAAACAAAACUUUGACUAUUUUUUUGUUUUUAUUUGGGGGGGGGGGGCGAGUUUGGGUAGAACAGAAAGCAUAAAUAAGGUGAAGAGGGUUAUGAACAGCCUUUGCAAUGUACAAAAACUAGAGCAAGUGAAACCAAAAAUGAUGUUCUUGGUGUUUUUCUAUACUGUAGUCUUGUUAGCUUUUUUGUUACUGUAACAAUGCUGAUCUCGAACUGUACCAAAAUACAUGAGACUGACAGAAAACAACCACAUGGAACUUUCAAAACUCUAAAAAAAACUUGUCACAAAAGA